Molecule: messenger RNA, 1833 nt
Organism: Aspergillus mulundensis
Lineage: Eukaryota; Fungi; Ascomycota; Eurotiomycetes; Eurotiales; Aspergillaceae
Product: ATP-binding cassette family ATPase ARB1
Exons: 2
Coding region: 1-1833 (610 amino acids)
Molecular function (GO): ATP hydrolysis activity; ATP binding
Source: RefSeq, a predicted model, not a curated record
AUGGUGUCCGCAUCCAAAGCCGCCCGCAUGGCGAAGCGUGGCGAUGCCAAAGCCAAAAAGGCCGGCAAGUCAAAGGACGACACCCCCGUCGAGUCCGGUGCUGAGGACCAGCCUGCCACCACCGACGAGAAGAUGAAGGAGGUCGAGAAGCUCACAGCACAGAUGGACAAGCACGGUCUGUCCGAUCGUGUCACCACCGGUGUGCUUUCCUCCAUGCCGUCGUCUCGCGAUGCCAAGGUCACCUCCGCCUCGCUCGUGUUCCACGGAAAGGUCCUUAUCACCGACUCGACCCUCGAACUCAACUUCGGUCGUCGCUACGGUCUGCUCGGUGAGAACGGUUGCGGAAAGUCCACUCUCCUCAAGGCCAUCGAUGCCCGUGAAUACCCGAUCCCCGAGCACAUUGAUAUCUACCUUCUGAACGAGGGUGCCCCUCCUAGCGACCUCGGUGCGCUCGAGUGGGUUGUCACUGAGGCUCAGAACCAGCUCGACCGUAUGGAGAAGCAGGCGGAGGAGAUUCUUGAGAAGGAAGGCCCUGACAGCCCUAUCCUUGAGGAUCUGUACGACCGCAUGGACAAAAUGGACCCCUCCACAUUCCACACCCGUGCUUCUCUUAUCUUGACUGGUCUUGGUUUCAACAAGACGACAAUCCACAAGAAGACCAAGGACAUGUCUGGUGGUUGGCGUAUGCGUGUCGCCCUCGCCAAGGCCCUUUUCGUCAAGCCCUCUCUGCUCCUUCUCGACGACCCUACUGCUCACUUGGAUCUCGAAGCCUGUGUGUGGUUGGAAGAAUACCUGAAGAAGUGGGAGCGUACUCUCGUCCUCGUUUCUCACUCUAUGGACUUCCUCAACGGUGUCUGCACGAACAUGAUCGACAUGCGCAUGAAGCAGCUCCUCUACUACGGUGGUAACUACGACUCUUACCACAAGACCCGUUCCGAGCAGGAAGUCAACCAAAUGAAGGCGUACAAUAAGCAGCAGGAAGAAAUCGCUCACAUCAAGAAGUUCAUCGCUUCCGCUGGUACCUACGCCAACUUGGUGCGUCAGGCCAAGUCUCGCCAGAAGAUUCUCGACAAGAUGGAGGCCGAUGGUUUCAUUCAGCCCGUCAUCCCCGACCGUGUCUUCAGCUUCCGCUUUGCCGAUGUUGACAAGCUCCCUCCUCCUGUUCUGUCUUUCGAUGACGUCUCCUUCUCCUACUCCGGCAACUGGGAAGACACCCUCUACGAGCACCUCGACUUCGGUGUCGACAUGGACUCCCGAACUGCCCUUGUCGGUCCCAACGGUGUUGGUAAAUCAACCCUGCUGCGUCUCAUGACCGGCAAGCUCUCUCCCAUUGGUGGUCGUGUCAGCCGUCACACUCACUUGAAGCUCGGCAUGUACAGCCAGCACUCCGCUGAGCAGCUCGACCUGACCAAGUCCUCUCUCGAGUUCGUCCGCGACAAGUUCCCCGAGAAGUCCCAGGACUUCCAGUACUGGCGUCAGCAGCUCGGUCGCUACGGUCUCUCGGGUGAGUCCCAAACUGCUCUGAUGGGUACCCUGUCCGAGGGUCAGAAGUCCCGUAUUGUCUUCGCCCUCCUCGCCAUCGAGUCCCCCAACAUGCUCCUCCUUGACGAGCCCACCAACGGUCUGGAUAUCCCCACCAUCGACAGUUUGGCCGAUGCCAUCAACGCCUACAGCGGUGGUGUCGUCGUCGUUUCUCACGAUUUCCGACUCCUCGACAAGAUCGCCAAGGACAUCAUGGUAUGCGAGCACAAGACCGUCCGCCGCUGGGACGGCACCAUCGGUGAAUACAAGAACCACCUCCGCAAGAAGAUGAUCUCCGAGGGUACCGUUUAA